Drosophila subobscura is the source of this 1215-nucleotide messenger RNA. Its product is annotated as peritrophin-48. Gene Ontology annotation, cellular component: extracellular region. The transcript is spliced from 2 exons. NCBI's taxonomy places the organism in Eukaryota, Metazoa, Arthropoda, Insecta, Diptera, Drosophilidae. Gene Ontology annotation, molecular function: chitin binding. The record is from RefSeq and is a predicted model, not a curated record. Bases 40 to 1125 code for a protein of 361 amino acids.
AGCGUUAAUAAAGCAUUUGGAAUCCCCAAAACAAGCAACAUGAAUGCCGGGAUAUUUGUGUUCCUCGCACUGGCACUGGUGCCCCUGAGCAGCGCCACCUUUGACCCGAGUGUCAUCUGUUCUCUAGUUGUCAGUGGCACGAAAUUAAAUGAUCCUCGUGUGUGCAAUGGCUGGAUUGAGUGCAUCGAGGGGCAGCCAGUGGCCGGCACCUGUGGCGCUGGCCUCUUCUACGACAGGGAGAGCGAGAAGUGUGUGGACUCGGACAGCAUCCAGUGCGUGUCGAGUGAUCCGUGUGCCUCGGUGCUGAAUGGCUUCGCCGCCGACCCGUACUCCUGCAGCAGCUACUACUACUGUCUGGCCGGGAAGGGCACGAAGGGCUACUGCCCCACGGGCAUGAACUUCAGUGCCGGAACGGAGAACUGCAUAAGGAACUAUCCCUGCAAGGUGAACAUGGAUCCGGACAGCUACUGCAACAUCCUGCCCGACGGCGUCUUCAUCAAGGACUCCAGCAACUGCAACGGCUGGCAGAUGUGCUGGGACGGCGAGGUGCUCAGUGGCACCUGUCCGGGCACCUUCUACUUCAGCGCCAGCUCCGCGCGCUGCGACUAUCCGCAGAACGUGGCCUGCGACUACACCGUGGAUCCGGUGAUCGCCGAGAAGGGUGUCUGCGCCCAGGCGGGCGCCUUUGUGUCCGAUAAAGCGUCCUGCAACGGCUACUACUACUGCCACGAGCUGGCGGAUGGGCAGAUGGCGCUGGAGCAUGCCGUGUGCUCGGACGGAAGGUUCUUCCUCGCCGCCGAUGGAGGCGCCUGCGUGCCGCGCUCCAAUGUGGCCUGCCCCUACGAUCGCUGCGUGGGUCUGGGCAACACGACCAUUCAGCUGGCCAGCGAGUCGGAUGACGGCUGCCGGGGGUACUCCAUAUGCCAGGACGGAGUCAGCAUUGGCACGGGCACCUGUCCGGCCGAAGAGUACUUUGACGAGCUGACUCAGCGCUGCACGACGGCGGUAAUAUCUUAUCCCGCCUGCCAGACCCAAGCUGUGGCCCAUACAGCCAUGAAUGAUGACACGGCCGGAACCAGCACAAGCGACAGUCCCAGCCACAGCACUAGCACAGAAGCCGCGUGAGCAGCAUACGCAAUCGGCUUUAAUUAGACACUUGUUAGAUACUCCCCACCACGACAAAUAAACACGAGUCUGCUGCUGCUGCUGCUGUCA